Molecule: messenger RNA, 618 nt
Organism: Mytilus californianus (California mussel)
Lineage: Eukaryota; Metazoa; Mollusca; Bivalvia; Mytilida; Mytilidae
Exons: 7
Coding region: 82-618 (178 amino acids)
Biological process (GO): proteolysis
Molecular function (GO): cysteine-type peptidase activity
Source: RefSeq, a predicted model, not a curated record
GAUAAUAGUUACGCUGAACGGUGCCCACUGGUCACCCUAUAAAUAGUGCUCUUGUGUGUAGUAAUAUUGUAGUUCUAACACAUGUCUAAAAAUAGAAAGCUUAAAAUAGACAAUUCAUCUUUCUAUUUAGCAAUACACCAUAGAGCCUGUCACCGUCUGUAUUAUCUGAUAAUGUUAGCUGUCAUAAAAGAAAGAAGUAAAGCAUUUUUGGAAACUAUAUGGGAUUCAUGGAAAGGAAAUGCUGACGAAAAGUUUGGUACGGUGUAUGGGAAUGUUCUUUACGUAUCGGAUUUAAUGAGCUUAAAAAUUGAGGAGGAGUUGAAUGAUCAGAUAAUUAAUCUUUAUUGUAGUGUACUGCAAAAACGGACGGAUCAGUGUGUACAGAAAGUGUCCCGUGCAGAUUGUCUGAUUCUGACCUCAAUUUUUGAAGGGAGGAAAAGCGUAACUUGGUUUAAAAAGGACGAUAUACAACAGUAUGACACUGUCAUUGGGUGCAUUAAUGACGGGAAGUGUCAUUGGGUUGCUGUGGUUAUGGAUGUCCAACACCAUAUUGUGACAAUUAUGGACCCGCUCAAAAUAUCAAAGAAAUUGAGAACAUAUGAAAAGAAUUUCAAGUAA